Molecule: messenger RNA, 1419 nt
Organism: Neospora caninum
Lineage: Eukaryota; Apicomplexa; Conoidasida; Eucoccidiorida; Sarcocystidae
Product: GM16080, related
Exons: 1
Coding region: 1-1419 (472 amino acids)
Biological process (GO): axoneme assembly; cilium movement involved in cell motility; cilium assembly
Cellular component (GO): axoneme; radial spoke
Source: RefSeq, a predicted model, not a curated record
AUGGCGAGUGUGAGCUCUCUUUUGUCAUUGGAAGGAGCAGAAAGUUACCUUCGCCAAGCGACACCACAAGGCCAUAGUGUGCUGGAACAUGUUGCGGAAGUUUUGUCGACCCUUCUAGCCCAGCGGCCGCCAGACCCAUACGAUGCAUUUGAACUUGUCUCCGAGUAUGUAAAGAAACAGCGAGAUAUUAAACACCAAGCGGUAGAGCAACCACAAACCACUGAUGAGGAACCGAGGCUCGCCGAUGUACAGGCGAAGUGGCUGAAGCUAACAAGAAAAAGCCUGAAGCUAGCAGCUCCACAAGAAGAUGGUGGCGACAAGGGCUUCGCGUAUGCUCCAGAUUUCAUGCUAGAGAAUCGCUUACUCGGCUGGGCGGGAUACGGUUUUUCUGAAAGAGAGGCAUUCCGAAUCUCGUGUUCCCUGAAGCGUCUGGCUGCUGACACACCAGGGCUUCUAAGUAUUCGUUUCUGGGGAAAGAUUUUGGGGAUUCAGAACGACUAUUGGAUUGCCGAAGGGCAACUGGAGGGGGAGGAGGCUGUACGAGAAGCAGGCGAAGGUGACGAUGAGGAACCAGAUCCCCGAGGACUUGGAGCCAACAAAUAUACGUACUGGGUUCUACGAGAGCCGGAGGGAAGCGGCGAAUGGGAGGCGCUGCCUGAUUUGCUCCCUUCUCAUAUCAGGACAGCUCGGCGGCUCAAAAAGCUGUUCACGGGUGAUCUGGAUCACCCGGUUAUCACCUUCCCUUGGUUCUCGGGGAAGGAACGACAUUUACUUCGAGCGACAAUUGCUCAAAUCAAUGCAGAAACUCUUAUCUGUCCAGCGGGGCUCUGGCGGCCGAAAGAAGAGGAGCCAACACAAGUCGAGGAGGACCCGGAAUUCGAGUACCCAUCUGCACGAGAAUUGCUAUCCUUGGACGCGUGGACUCAUGCACGUGAGUAUAUAAACGAGGCAGGACUAACGGCUUUUCCCGAAGUAGACGAGGAGGCUGAUGAGGAACGCUAUGCGAAAAUCCAGGCCCAAAUGGAACGAGAUCCAAUUCUUGAGACAACGCGACCAAUUGUUGACGAUCCUGCAUUACCAGGGGGACAGUUGCCGUGGACGUGCAAGCUGGCAGGAGAUUGCGCUAGCUACGGGCCAGAUGGAAUCUCCUAUGCAGUUGUUGUGAUAAAGAACCUUCGUUGGCCUGGUGCUGUAACCGUUUAUCAGAACAAGAAGCUCACGAGCGUGUAUAUUGGUUACGGUAUCCAGGCUGGCCUAAAUCCGUUUUUCCCUGUUGCUCCGGAAGAUGUGCAAGACGAUCCCGAAGAUCUUGAGGAGCAACCUGAGCCACAGCCGCAGGAUGACGAGCUUUCCGAUGGAGCGAGUCAAGAAAACGAUGAAGAGAAUGGAGAAGCCGAGGAAGAUGGGGAAGAGAACUAA